AUGACUCUCUGGCUGCUUGCUGCCAUCGCUCAUGGCACACCCAUCGCUCGCCGCCAAUUCGGUUCCUCAACUUCCAGCGAGCUUGAAGAUGGCUCCUGCGGCGACAUUAUCUUCAUCUUCGCCAGAGGCUCCACCGAGACUGGCAACAUGGGAAUCACCGUCGGACCCCCAACCUGCAGCGGUCUGAAAUCCGCCAACUCCAAGACCAUUUGCCAAGGUGUCGGAGGAGGCUAUACCGCUUCCAUCGCGGACAACGUCUCUGUUUCGGGAACUAGCGCAGCAGGUCUGAGGGAAGCAGCUGAAAUGUUCGCAUUGGCAGCCAGUCAAUGCCCAGAUGCCGCUAUUGUUGCAGGAGGUUACUCCCAAGGCGCCGCCCUCAUGGCCAGCGCCGUGUCCACCCUCGACGCUACUGCGCAAGCACAAGUCAAAGGCGUGGUUCUGUAUGGUUACACCAAGAAUGCCCAGAAUGAUGGGAAGAUCCCAAACUACCCACCGGAACAGACCAAAGUGUUUUGCAACGUUGACGAUGGAGUUUGCGGGGGUGCGCUGGCUGUCACCGCAGGCCAUUUGACCUACACGGCAGAUGUUGAUGCUGCUGUGGAGUUUUUGGAGGGGGCAGUCGCGAAAGGUGGUAGUGGCAGUGGCAGCGGAACUACCCCUAGCACCACGACUCCGGCAGCGCCUGCUACGAGCAGUGCAGCAGGCGGAUUGUUUGGUGGAAGUCCAUUUGGAGGAAGUUUUGGAUUUUAA
This is a messenger RNA of Sphaerulina musiva SO2202, 750 nucleotides long. RefSeq names its product carbohydrate esterase family 5 protein. Gene Ontology annotation, biological process: carbohydrate catabolic process. Gene Ontology annotation, cellular component: extracellular region. The record is from RefSeq and is a predicted model, not a curated record. The transcript is spliced from 3 exons. Gene Ontology annotation, molecular function: cutinase activity. Lineage: Eukaryota; Fungi; Ascomycota; Dothideomycetes; Mycosphaerellales; Mycosphaerellaceae. Bases 1 to 750 code for a protein of 249 amino acids.